AUGGUUGUUAGCAGUUCUAUGAUACGUUUUACUCGAAAAAUGACCAAUAACUUUGGCCAGUUAAGAAGUAUAAAAACAAACUCAAAAAUGAGUCAGAAAAUCCAGAAUACUACAAUUUGGACUGAAAAGUUAGAAAUUUUGAAACCUGAACAAGUAAAGAAGAUUCCUAUGUAUAGAGUUAUGGAUGAGAAUGGAAAUAUAUAUGAUUCUGCCAAAGAUCCAAUGAUAGAAAAUGAAACGCUACGCUCUAUGUAUAAAUGUAUGAUACAGUUGAAUGUUAUGGAUAAGAUUUUAUACGAAUCUCAAAGGCAAGGGAGGAUUUCUUUUUAUAUGACUAGUUUUGGUGAAGAAGGAACUCAUCUUGGUUCCGCUGUUGCCUUAUCAGAAGAGGAUCUCAUUUAUACUCAGUAUCGAGAGACCGGAGUACUUUUAUGGAGAGGAGUGACUUUACAAGAAUGUAUUAACCAGUGUUAUGGGAAUAAUUUAGACAAAGCGAAAGGAAAACAAAUGCCAUGUCAUUACGGCAGUAAAGAUAAGAAUUUUGUUACCAUCUCAUCACCACUCGCAACACAAAUACCACAAGCUGUUGGUUCAGCGUAUGCUUUUAAACGAAAUAAGAGUAACAAGUGUUGUGUAGUUUACUUUGGAGAAGGUGCUGCCUCUGAAGGUGAUGCUCAUGCUGCUUUUAAUUUCGCAGCAACUUUGGAAGUUCCUCUCAUAUUAUUUUGUCGAAACAACGGUUAUGCGAUUUCAACACCAUCUGAGGAACAGUACCGUGGAGAUGCAAUAGCUGGACGUGCUUUAGGGUACGGAAUAUCUGUUAUCAGAGUUGAUGGCAAUGAUACUUUGGCUGUUUAUGAUGCUAUGAAACUAGCGAGGGAGAUUUCCAUUUCCAAAGAAUGUCCCAUCUUAAUCGAAGCGAUGACUUACAGGAUGGGACAUCAUAGUACUUCGGAUGACAGUUCGGCCUAUAGGAGCGUUGAAGAAGUUGAAAACUGGCAAAAGUUUAGCCCAAUGCUGAGGUUUAGAAAGUAUUUAGAAUCGAAGAAUCUUUGGAAUGAGGAUCAGGAAAAGCAAUGUGUUGAAGAAUCAAAAAAUAAUGUUCUAAAAGCAUUUGGGGAAGCUGAGAAAGUAAACAAACCUGAUUGGAGAGAAAUGUUUACAGAUGUCAACUGGUCAAUGCCUAAUAACCUCAUAAAACAGAGAGAGUAUCUUGCUAGUCAUCUAGAAAAAUACAAAGAACAUUAUCCUUUACAAAACUUCAAGCACUCAUAA
Molecule: messenger RNA, 1275 nt
Organism: Nezara viridula (southern green stink bug)
Lineage: Eukaryota; Metazoa; Arthropoda; Insecta; Hemiptera; Pentatomidae
Source: the annotation of a GenBank genome assembly